GACCAGUUGUAAAUAGGGAAAACAAAACAAUGGCUGGUCCUUCCUACUCCUCCACGUCUGCUGGAAAUCCGUCCAAACGAGCGAGAUUUGAUGUCGAUGAAAGUAUACUUUUGGAAAGACGGUUAAAAGAUUCCCUCAAACCAGGACUUGAUUGUGUUAUAAUUGGUAUUAAUCCAGGAUUAUCAUCAGCAUACCAUGGACAUAACUAUGCUGGUCAUGGUAACCAUUUUUGGAAAUGUUUACACGCCUCAGGUAUAAUUAAUUUUAAGGCAACAUAUCAAGAUGAUGACAGACUAAUUGAAUAUGGCAUUGGUUUCACAAAUAUUGUUGAAAGGACAACAAGAGGAUCAGCUGAUUUAAGUAAAAACGAGAUCAAAGAAGGAGCAAUUAUGUUGCGUCGUAAGCUGGCUCUCUAUAAACCAAAGGUUGCUGUUUUCAACGGCAUAGGAAUUUAUGAAGUUUUCUCUGGAACCAAAAAUUUUCCUCUUGGAUUACAAAGUGAAACACUGGACCAGACACUUGUUUUUGUUAUGCCAUCCUCGUCCCCUCGAUCCUCAGCUUAUCCAACAGCUCAGGCCAAGAUGCCGUUCUAUCUUGCACUGAAACAAUUACUAGAUUCAAUCAAAGCAGAUGAGUUCAAUCAAUUGGAUAAGUCGAAAGUUAUUUUCCCUCCAAAAGUGGGAAAUAACAGUAACAGUUUUAUAUCCAGAGAUGGCGCUGCUAGCUCCAAGCAAAAUAACGUGUUAACCAGAAAAGACGUGGGUGACCAUGAAAGUGACACUGAUCAACCAAUUGGCUCUCACAAUGAUACCAGUGAUACCAGUGAAAGUACCGUUGUUCUUUCCCGUUAUUUUCUAGAUACAAGUGACGAUUGAUUUACUGGUAAGAUUUGCUGUUGGAUAUGGAAAAGCCAUGAGAAAAAAACUGUAAAUAAGGAAAGUUAACCUAAAUGGAAAUUAUAAUUUAUUAAUUUUAACCGCAAAUAAAUGGCAAUCCAACGUAAAUAUGAUGAUCAACAAUCACGAGUGAAUAGGAUAAGGAAGGAAGUAAUGAAGUAAAAAUGGAAAAAAAGAAUCUACUUAACCAUAUACAGCCAAAAAAGGAUCCCAAUACAAUUUUUGUUAAACAACCUGUUUUGCUUAUUACCAUUAUUAUGAUGAUUAUUAUUGCUACAUAUUAUUUACCCAAGACCAACUUUAUCUUUUCCAAUGUUAUUCUAAUCUGGUAAAAUUUGAUUCACGGUUCAAGCGCAAAAUUUGCUCUUUUCUUCUGUGUUUGGUGUCAUUCUGCCUGCAUUUUUUCACGAUAGCAAAAUAUUUAAGUGAUAUACUGUCCUAGAUUUGUGAUUAUUUACACCAGUUUCUCAUCAUCUUACAACCAGAGGAGGCUGCUUGGCAAUCUACCAACAACCAAGCUUACAAUCGAACAGAGAAAUGUUGAAAAUUGACAAAUAAACAAAAUAUCUACACACACAUAAAAUGUACAUACAACCACACACACAAGCGAGAACUGUUUUCCUCUCAUCUUUACUUUUGAUCAACUUUUCAAAUUUUACGAUUUCCUAUCGGAAUUUGAGAGAUGGAAAAGAAAGGAAAAGAGAAAUCCAGAAAAUUUAAAAACCAUGAAUAAAGGAGGAUGAAAGGAAAUUGGAAACAAACGAUAUUCAUUAAAGAAAGCAAAAGAUGAAGCAAAGCAUUUUGCUUAAGUCAAUGAAAAAUUUGACAAUGAGAAUGGAUUAGUAAUCAAUGAAGGUCACCCAAUUAUUAAGGACACCAGAAAACGAAGGUGAAAAUGAUAUACGAGCAUUGAAUGCCAACACCAGUAAAAUGCCAAUAUGCAGACAAAAUACCAAACGAGGGGAAAAAAAGGAGCAAUAAAAAUGAUUAUUCCAUUAUCUUUAGACGCAUAUUUCCUACAUUAGCCUCAAUCAGCUCUGUGAUUAGGCCAAAACGGUGGUUGGACGAGGUCAUUUGAUUAAAGAGGGAAAGGAAAAGCUGAUUAUUUCUGAAAGUAAAGCAACAGAGCCAAUAAUGGUUGGAAGAAGAGGAAAAAUGAGACUACAAUUCGUGGAAAUAUUGGAGACAAAAAAGUUGAAUAGAAAUGGAAAGAUUGAUUAAACGUAAAAUCCUAAAGACAAGCAACUGGAGCAAAUAGUGGUUAAGAAACGUCAUCUCAUAACUGUUAACUCUCACACCCACUCAACUGUUACAAAGCCUAUCCAAUAAUAAAUUCAUUUACAGAUUGAACAGAUGGGGAAAAAGGAAAGGGAAGAUCCAAGAGAUUGAAACGUGUUUAUGCAUAUCAACAUAAAAUGUCAAUUAAAAGGAACUAAACAUUUUCAAUGAGCGACAAGAUACAUUACAUGAAUAUGCAUGUAACAGAAAUACGCAAAUUUCCCAAUCACAAUAAUCUAUCAAUGUUGUCCAAAAUUGGAUGCUUUUUCACUGGAAACCUGUUCAUCAAAAAAAAAACGUCAACCAAUAUCAAACCUUUACCACCAUUCAUCAUUAUCAGCAUUGCUAACCGGAACCAAGCUCAAUGAAUGGAAACCCUGAAGAUUGAUCCUGGAUUGAUGAUAAUUAUGGCUGAUGAUAAAUGCUAAUGCAAUUCAAUUGUCCUUAAUCAUUGGGAAAAACUUGGAACGCCACUGAUGAUGUUUUAUUAACCCGUAAAGAAGGAUUGAUCAUUAUCAAUUGGAUGUUAAUUCAUAUUAGUAACCUUUAAUUGUUAAUCUACAAUCCAAACUGCAUAAGCUGUAAAAACUCACAUGAGAGGGAGAAAGUUGAUCAACUAAUGAUAAUUCAAGUUUCAUGAAAGGUUGGUUGGUGCAAAUGUUGGUUUACCUGGAACAGUCAAUGCAUUUUAACACAUAAUAACAAGACGAAACUAAUGCACUUGCCAUAAAUCAAGGCAUCUUCUUGGGAUUCAGUGGAAGAAACCAUUAAUCAUUUUUCAGUCUGAACAAUCUGUUAAUCUUUCGGUCUACCGUUGAUUCCAUUUUGUCCUGAUUUCAGUUUCCUUUUUUUCCCAUUGAUCUUAAAUAUAUAUGUUUAACCUUCGUCAGGUUAACCUGAUUGUUUAUCAUCUGGGUAAAGAAAAGGAAUCGAGAUUGAAAUAUUUUACAAUUUAACUGACAUUUCCAACCAUUUAUCCAUGAAUUGUCAACAAUUAACAUGUAACCUUAUUUUGUUGCUGCACUGAUCUUGCCUUGAUUGUAAUAUUAAUAGAAACUGGGAAGACGACAUAUUUUAAGGUUUAAUGUACUUUGGUAAUACAUAAGUAAACAUGUAAACAGUUUCAA
Tetranychus urticae (two-spotted spider mite) is the source of this 3301-nucleotide messenger RNA. RefSeq names its product Thymine DNA glycosylase (gene Tdg). NCBI's taxonomy places the organism in Eukaryota, Metazoa, Arthropoda, Arachnida, Trombidiformes, Tetranychidae. Gene Ontology annotation, cellular component: nucleus. The record is from RefSeq and is a predicted model, not a curated record. Gene Ontology annotation, biological process: base-excision repair, AP site formation. Gene Ontology annotation, molecular function: pyrimidine-specific mismatch base pair DNA N-glycosylase activity; uracil DNA N-glycosylase activity.